UCAUCUCUUUUAAUACUCUCAUUCUCUCUCUGUGUUUCUGCAAUGUUAUAAGCGUUUACAUAAAACGAUGAUCAGAAUCACUAUUUUAACAUAUUUCUCUGAUUAAACUCUGUUGAAUCAAAUUAAUGGCAGCCACUGCCACUGUUGCUCUCUCUAUUAUCCCUUCUUGUUCUUCUUCAUCUUCUGCUACUGCAAAUGCAGCUUCAUUAUCUUCUUCCUAUUCCUUCUUUACAGGUGGCACCCACCACCUCUGGUCCCACAAGAAAUUAUCUUCUCUAGCUUUAACAUCUUCAUCUCCCAAGUUCAGGACCAAGGCUUCCAAUUCUAAUAAUCGGUAUGGACCUGAAAUUUCUGCUUCUGGGGAUUAUUAUGCUACUCUUGGUAUCCCUAAAUCUGCCUCCACUAAGGAAAUUAAAGCUGCUUAUCGUAAGUUAGCUCGUCAGUAUCACCCAGAUGUUAACAAGGAACCUGGAGCAACUGACAAGUUCAAGGAGAUAAGUGCUGCUUAUGAGGUGUUAUCCGAUGAUAGCAAACGAGCCAUGUAUGAUCGCUAUGGUGAAGCUGGAGUUAAGAGUGCCGUAGGCGGGGGAUCGAGUGCUUAUGCGACUAAUCCUUUUGAUCUGUUUGAGACAUUCUUUGGAUCAAGCAUGGGUGGUUUUCCUGGCGUGGAAACUGGGUUUGGGACACGCCGUCGUAGUACUGUUACUAAGGGUCAAGAUUUACGUUAUGACAUCACUUUAGAAUUUUCGGAGGCUAUAUUUGGAGCUGAGAAAGAUUUUGAUCUUUCUCAUUUGGAAACGUGUGAAGUUUGCGCCGGCACUGGAGCAAAGAUAGGUUCCAAGAUGAGAGUAUGCUCAACUUGUGGUGGCAGGGGUCAAGUAAUGAGAACUGAGCAGACACCCUUUGGCAUGUUCUCACAGGUGUCUGUUUGUCCAACUUGUAGUGGAGAAGGUGAAGUGAUUUCUGAAUACUGUCGAAAAUGCUCUGGGGAAGGGCGAACACGUAUUAGGAAAAAUAUUAAAGUCAAAGUCCCUCCUGGAGUUAGCACAGGCAGUAUACUUAGAGUGGCUGGAGAAGGGGAUGCUGGACCAAGAGGUGGUCCCCCAGGAGAUCUUUAUGUGUAUCUUGAUGUUGAAGAAAUGAGUGGAAUCCAAAGAGAUGGCAUAAAUCUCAACUCAACAAUAUCCAUCAGUUAUCUCGAUGCAAUUUUGGGAGCUGUUGUCAAGGUAAAGACAGUUGAAGGGACAAGUGAACUACAGAUUCCAGCAGGUACGCAGCCUGGAGAUGUACUAGUCCUGUCAAAGAAAGGUGCACCUAAACUGAAUAAACCAUCUAUACGUGGUGAUCACUUAUUUUCUAUUAAAGUGACCAUACCAAAUAGAACAAGUGCCAAAGAGCGUGAAUUACUUGAAGAACUUGCUUCUCUGAAUAAUACCACCAACACUAGAUCACGAACGCGCACCAUAACUCAACCUGCAAGUAAAACCAGAGAAACACCCCUAGUGGAAACUGUUGAGGAGAAAAAAACCGAGGAAGCAGAGGAUGAAAAUGACGUAUGGAAGAAAGUAAAAGAUUUUGCAGGGUCCAUCGCAGAUGGUGCUAUGAAAUGGUUCAAAGACAACCUCUAAUUUUGAAGUUUUCAUGCUUUCAUGACAUCUGAAAACAAACCUCUGUGUUUCAAAUUGGCCAUUAGAUAUUUUUUGCUUCCCUCAGAGACAGUCCUAAGGGCCAAUCCAACUUGGACUGUGCUGUAGAAAAUUCAAUGGCACCCUAGUAUAGAUUCUUUCAUUUUUUUUUUCACUUGUAAAUUUAGUAUGUUAGUCUGUAUUCUAUGAGCAUCAACAGCGAGCAAAUUUAAGCAUUAUUUGUAGUUUGUUUAUCUGAAUGUACUGAAGUUUAGCAUGCAACA
Molecule: messenger RNA, 1909 nt
Organism: Mercurialis annua (annual mercury)
Lineage: Eukaryota; Viridiplantae; Streptophyta; Magnoliopsida; Malpighiales; Euphorbiaceae
Exons: 11
Coding region: 126-1628 (500 amino acids)
Biological process (GO): protein refolding; response to heat
Cellular component (GO): cytoplasm
Molecular function (GO): heat shock protein binding; ATP binding
Source: RefSeq, a predicted model, not a curated record